AUGUCUGAGCUCGCCGCUGUUGCUACUGAGGCCAAGGCCCCCAAGACCGCCAAGGCCCCCAAGGCCCCAAAGGCCCCCAAGGCCCCCAAGGCCCCCAAGGUCGCCAAGGCUAAGGGAGAUAAGGUCGCUGCUUCCCACCCCGCGUACGCCGCCAUGGUCAAGGCUGCCAUCAAGCACCAGGCGAGCAAGAAGGGCACCUCCAAGUCGGCCAUCCUCAAGUAUGUGCUCCAAUCCUACAAGGUCGGAGACGACAUCAAGAAGGUCAACAGCCGUGUUGUCAUCGCCCUGAAGAAGGGAGUUGAGAAGGGCGCCUUCAAGCAGGUCAAGGGAACUGGAGCCGCCGGUUCGUUCAGCCUCGGCGAGAAGGCCGUCUCCGUUGUGAAGAAGGCCGCCAAGAAGCCCGCCGCCAAGAAGACAGCCGCCAAGAAGACGACCACCAAGAAGCCGGCCGCCGCUGGCGCCGCCAAGAAGGCCGCCUCCCCGAAGAAGGCCAAGAAGGCACCUGCCGCCAAGAAGACGAAGGCCACCAAGCCCAAGUCGCCGAAGAAGGCCAAGACCGCCGCCAAGCCCAAGGUGAAGAAGGCCAAGGCCACAAAGAAGGCGGCGCCCGCCGCCACCGCA
Messenger RNA from Mesorhabditis spiculigera, 621 nucleotides. NCBI's taxonomy places the organism in Eukaryota, Metazoa, Nematoda, Chromadorea, Rhabditida, Rhabditidae. The record is from the annotation of a GenBank genome assembly.